AUGUGUCGGGUCAGAUUUAGUAGUAUAGGAGAACAUGUAGAAAAUGGGCUGCCCAACUCUGAACUGGUGGGAGUAAAGGGGUUACGGAGAGAAGACCUUAAAUCGGUAAGGAAGCUGGGUCGCCUCAUAGCCAGAUGUCCUGAAGAAGGUAGCUGCGGUGGACUACAUGCGAAAGACGUAAUACUGGUUCUAUGGCAAAUGGGUGAAACUUUCGUCUAG
Messenger RNA from Arctia plantaginis, 219 nucleotides. NCBI's taxonomy places the organism in Eukaryota, Metazoa, Arthropoda, Insecta, Lepidoptera, Erebidae. The record is from the annotation of a GenBank genome assembly.